UGUGUAGUUAACCAUGAUAAAUAAAAAACUCAAGGUAAAUUCCAGUAUGACACAGUCACUGAGUGCAUGUGCAACAUAACUGAAAGUGAAUUAAUGGCAAAUGUGAAGGAGAUAUAUACAAGCGUCCGGCUCCUAUAUUAAGCGGGGCAUUCCAGAGAGCUUCAGGACAUCAGGAUUGGGAGGGAGUUCCGCUGAACAAACACUCACUCUAACGGCACCAUCUCCCUCUCCCACACGGCGAAACAAACAUAACGCAGAGCAGGACACAGAGAGGAGACAACGUUUCUAGGGACCGCAGAAAACGCUUUAACAUUGUUGUAAAAUGCAGAAACGAGCUUUGUUUCUCACCACAACAUUUCGGAUAUUCGAGAGAAGAAAGAAAACGUUUGAAGCAACGCUGUUUCGAUGUUUUAGGAGUUUUCUGUACUUCUAUCUGCUAUCGCUAGUCGCAGCUGAAUGCCCUGUUCAGUUCAACCCACCGAGACUUGUCGUGAAGUACAACAGUCCUGUCUCAGUUAACUGUAGUGCUACUGUCACUCAUGAAGGGAUGGGAUGGGAAAGGGCUGAGGGAGUAGUAUCCACUAUCAACGACAGUCUGGUCACCUGGAAUGUACAAAACCUGAGACUAUGGGAAAAAGAUGUAUUCUGCUUCAUCAACUAUGAUAAUGGAAAACAAUGUUCAUCACCUCUCCCAAUCACUAUUUACAAGACUCCAGACAGUGUGUCCAUCAGCACAGUGGAUCACACAGGACCAAUGAUUGAGGGCGAACAUUAUAAGCUCCAGUGUGAUAUUCAGGAUGUGGCUCCUGUUAAAAGUCUAAGGGUGAAAUGGUUCAAAGGAGAGACUCAGUUGAAUCUCACCACCUUCAGUGACACCACCAAGACUCCAGUGAGUGAAUCUGCAACACUCUUGAUCACUGCAAACAAAGCGGAUGAUGGAGUUCAGUACAGGUGUGAAGCAGAACUGGAACUGGGACCAGACGGACCUCAAACUCCUCCUACAGUGACAUCAGAACCUCUCAACAUUACUGUGCACUAUAAACCGAUCAUCAAUGAAAUCAAGUUGCCCUACAAAGUGUAUGUGUCUCGAGGCUAUCCACUUGUGCUGGUUUGUGAAGCAGAUGGACACCCAAAUCCAACAAUCAGCUGGAACCACACCAACAAUUCUGGUGGAAAUCUUACUAUACCAGAAGCAACAUAUGAGACUAAUGGUAUUUACUACUGCAAUGCUUCAAAUACUGUUGACAGCAUCAUCAGAAAUGUAACAGUGGUUGUACAAGAUAUUUCCAUCAAAAUUGUAAAUCACACAGGACCAAUGAUUUGGGGUGAACAGUAUAAGCUCCAGUGUGACAUUCAGGAUGUGGGUCCUGUUAAAAGUCUAAGGGUGAAAUGGUUCAAAGGAGAGACUCAGGUGAAUCUCAUCACCUUCAGUGACACCACCAAGACUCCAGUGAAUGAAUCUGCAACACUCUUGAUCACUGCAAACACAGCGGAUGAUGGAGUUCAGUACAGGUGUGAAGCAGAACUGGAACUGGUAGCAGAAGGACCUCAACCUCCUAUAGGGAAAUCAAAACCUCUUAACAUUACAGUUCAUGUUAAACCGAUCAUCAAUGAGACAAAACUGGCUCCCAAAGUUCCUGUGUUUCGAGGAUAUAUAACGGUGCUUGUAUGUGAAGCAGAGGGAUACCCAAAACCAACAAUCAGCUGGGGCCCCAACCCUAAUGUUAAAGCUGAUGGUGGAAAUCUAACUAUAACAGAAAAAACACCUGAGAAUAUUUACUGCAUUGCAAACAAUUCUGCCGGCAGCACAACCAGAUAUGUAACAUUGGUAUUCAAAGAGGAUCACCUGCCUUUAAUAGCAGGUCUUGUUGCAAUCACAGUGGCAUUCAUCUCAGUCAUCUUCAUCUUCAUCUACUCAAUAUACUACAAAAAAGCCAAGAUGGGUCAAUAUAUUCUGAAGGAUGCCAAACCUAGUGCACAAAAUGGAAAUAUAGCACAGAAUGGCAAAGACAACACUAUCCCCAUGAAGAAACUCUCUCAGAGCAAUAUACCUACCAUGCAGAAGAGGCAAGACGCGUUAUUCGAGGCAAUGUAUACAAUAGCCGUAAAGCGUAGCGGAAGUAGAUUAGCCAUGCUUGCGGUGACGCGACUCAUUCUUUGCCUGCCACUGGCGUUGUCUGGCUUCUCGCAUUCAACACGUCUUGUGUUUGGGAGCCUCCCAUUUGAAUAUAUCGGGUGCUGUUUUAAUUUGAGUGGGGUGUUGUUCGCGGAACCGCACACGGUUUCUUGUCCGGUCGACAAGAUGCUUCUGUGUUUGCUUGGACUUGUUUAUCUAUCAGCAGUUGUACAGAUGAACUCAGAUGCAGAAUGCCCUGUUCAGUUCAACCCACCGAGACUUGUCGUGAAGUACAACAGUCCUGUCUCAGUUAACUGUAGUGCUACUGUCACUCAUGAAGGGAUGGGAUGGGAAAGGGCUGAGGGAGUAGUAUCCACUAUCAACGACAGUCUGGUCACCUGGAAUGUACAAAACCUGAGACUAUGGGAAAAAGGUGUAUUCUGCUACAUCAACUAUGAUAAUGGAAAACAAUGUACAUCACGUCUCCCAAUCACUAUGUACAAGACUCCAGACAGUGUGUCCAUCAGCACAGUGGAUCACACAGGACCAAUGAUUGAGGGCGAACAUUACAAGCUCCAGUGUGACAUUCAGGAUGUGGCUCCUGUUAAAAGUCUAAGGGUGAAAUGGUUCAAAGGAGAGACUCAGUUGAAUCGCACCACCUUCAGUGACACCACCAAGACUCCAGUGAGUGAAUCUGCAACACUCUUGAUCACUGCAAACAAAGCGGAUGAUGGAGUUCAGUACAGGUGUGAAGCAGAACUGGAACUGGGACCAGACGGACCUCAAACUCCUCCUACAGUGACAUCAAAACCUCUUGACAUUACAGUUCAUUAUAAACCAAAACACUCCAGUUCUGUGGAGAUCAUCAGUACAAACAGCAAUGAGGUCUCACUCGAUUGUACAGUGGUGGCAAAUCCAGCUCCUACGUACACUUGGCACUCCGAACAUUUGCAAGAAAAGAAAACCUCCUCAGUGCUCCCAUCCUCUACACUUACUCCAGGAAACUACACGUGCACUGCCACAAACUAUCUAGGAGAAUCCAGCAAAGUGUUCAUUAUCGAAUCUACAGAUGCAGAAUGCCCUGUUCAGCUCAACCCACCGAGACUUGUCGUGAAGUACAACAGUCCUGUCUCAGUUAACUGUAGUGCUACUGUCACUCAUGAUGGGAUGGGAUGGGAAAAGUUUGAGGGAGAAGAAUCCACUAUCAACGACAGUCUGGUCACCUGGAAUGUACAAAACCUGAGACAAUGGGAAAAAGGUGUAUUCUGCUACAUCAACUAUGAUAAUGGAGAACAAUGUACAUCAAUUCUCCCAAUCACUAUUUACAAGACUCCAGACAGUGUGUCCAUCAGCACAGUGGAUCACACAGGACCAAUGAUUGAGGGUGAACAUUAUAAGCUCCAGUGUGACAUUCAGGAUGUGGCUCCUGUUAAAAGUCUAAGGGUGAAAUGGUUCAAAGGAGAGACUCUGUUGAAUCUCACCACCUUCAAUGACACCACCGAGACUCCAGUGAGUGAAUCUGCAACACUCUUGAUCACUGCAAACAAAGCGGAUGAUGGAGUUCAGUACAGGUGUGAAGCAGAACUGGAACUGGGACCAGACGGACCUCAAAGUCCUCCUACAGUGACAUCAAAACCUCUUGACAUUACAGUUCAUUAUAAACCAAAACACUCCAGUUCUGUGGAGAUCAUCAGUACAAACAGCAAUGAGGUCUCACUCGAUUGUACAGUGGUGGCAAAUCCGGCUCCUACGUACACUUGGCACUCCAAACAUUUGCAAGAAAAGAAAACCUCCUCAGUGCUCCCAUCCUCUACACUUACUCCAGGAAACUACACGUGCACUGCCACAAACUAUCUAGGAGAAUCCAGCAAAGUGUUCAUUAUCGAAUCUACAGGAGAGCACCAUAAAGUCCACCGGGUGCCCUUUCUCGCAGGUUAUACGUUAUUCAAGGACCCGAAAGCAGUUGCGGAACACAGACGAUCGCUUCACGCUCUCGCAAACGCGACAAUCCCAGGCAUUUAUCUGCCCAAGCACCAGCACAAAGAGAGAGAGACUAUUCAGUGGAGCAUCUCAUGAUCUUGAGUUUGCCAGAAAGCUGAGCAACUUUUGUUCUUGAAGAGAAACCUGACACUUUUACUUAAAUAGAAAGCGGUCCAAUUUGCUAUGUGUACAGCAAUUACAUUAAAAUGUAGCCCUGCAAAACUUUGUUCUUCACUUGAGGCUACAUUUGUCGUUUACAGUCGAGUUUGGUUUUAGUUCAAUUACUGCUGUUUUGUGCUGU
Molecule: messenger RNA, 4397 nt
Organism: Xyrauchen texanus (razorback sucker)
Lineage: Eukaryota; Metazoa; Chordata; Actinopteri; Cypriniformes; Catostomidae
Product: hemicentin-2-like
Exons: 16
Coding region: 323-4192 (1289 amino acids)
Biological process (GO): cell adhesion
Molecular function (GO): integrin binding
Source: RefSeq, a predicted model, not a curated record